CCACCACCACCACCUAACGAUUCCAGUCCGUCGCCACCUACCAAUGUAGGUCCACCGCCAAACCACUACUAUACCGACCAGUACCGCGACCGUCACCACUUCUGCCAUCGUUGAGCGCGUCGGUGUGUUUUUUUUUAUUAUUUCCGUUCUGUGUUUUUUUUUUUUUUUAUCAUUUUAUUAUCGUGCAAUUACACAUCCUAACAACACCGAAGUCACUGACUGUCAACGUCGUUCGUCACCAACAGCCGGUUGUUCACACCUUCGUUGACGCGUGAAUUUCGAAUUAAUCCAUAUAUUUCACGUAUUAUAACAUUUACCUAUAUAAAUAGUGUUCCGUCUCGUCUCGCUCGUGCGUACGGAUUGUGUUUUAACGUCCAAGUUUACGAGUGUGCGACGGUUUUCCGUUGACUCGUUUGCGAUCGUCACAAAAACAUUGCAACUUUGUACCCUAUUCGCGUGUAUUCGACUGUGCAUUUAGCUUGAUAUAUUUUUAUGACAUUUGGUACACAUCUUGAUGUCUGUUUUUCUAAUUAUUGUUUCCAUCUAAUACUGUGUUACUAAACCUCUCUUGCUCUCCUUGGCUAAUAAAAUUAUUAUUGAGACUGAGAGCGACUUGCAUCGCUUACUCUGGGUCCAUGUGAAAUAUGGAUGUGCCAAAUAAUUUCAAGCCAUAUUUGUGCAAGUUGGACAACAACGAUUGUGUGUCACUCAUAAACAUCAUUAAAUCGUUUAAUACACCCGUCAGCGAAGAACACGCAUGGGCUCUUUGCUAUCAGUGUGCCAAGUGUUUUAAGAAUGCUUUUGAACGAGAGCCAAACAGAUGUCGAGUUGUCAAGAAUUUGGAGGAAGUCCGUAUUCAUAAGGACGGAUUUAUUCAUCCUAGUACCAUCAUAAUCACUGAUGAAGUUGCUGAAUCUCUUGAAAAUAAUGAAAAACCAGGUGAAAAACUUGGUAAUGAAAAUGUCAAUAAAACUAUACUUCAACAUCAUGUUAUUGCCAGUUUAGGUUACAUAGUUUUUCAAGUGCUAGAUUUUGGCAUCGAUGAAGAUGAAGAAAGAUCAUUAAAUCCUGAAUUAGAGUCAUUAAUCAAACGAAUGAUAGCUUCAUUUGAAUAUGGAUGUCAUACUCAAUCCAUGGACCAUGGACAAUCAGGUGAAACAGAUGAUGAAGGAAUUGAAAGAGAUUCUGCUGAAUGUGAAGAAAUAUUACGAACUAAUUUUGCAACUUUUGAUGAUGUUUUAGAAGAAUGCAGUAGGCAUAUUGGUGUAUCAGGUUUGGGUUCUGAAACACAUUACAAAGCAGUAUGUCGGGCUUUAGUGACCGAAGCUCUUGAACUCUCUUCAUUUUUAGAUAAACUAUCUGAUGGGACUGUCAGCUUAAGACACAGAAAUUCAACUUCAUCUGAAUUAAGUACAUUGGAUUAUAGCGAUUGGGCUCGAUUAUGGAUUCAAUUAAUACGUGAACUGAGACGAGGUGUGCAAUUGAAAAAAGUAGAUCAGAGGCCUCAUGCUGGAGUUGGAUAUGUUGAAUAUGCAUUAACUCCUUAUGAAAUGUUAAUGGAUGAUAUAAGAUCCAGAAGAUAUACAUUAAAAAGAGUAACUCCUCCUGAAAUUCCAGCAAGAAUUCAAAGAGAUGCACAUGAUGCAAUUCUUGAAUUCAUUAGGUCCAGGCCACCUUUAAAAAGUGCUGCAGCAAGAAAAUUAGCUCCACGGCAACAAGAUAAACUUUCGCCUAGAGAACAUUUAUUGGAGUGUAUAAAAAGUGGAAACGUUAAAUUACGUUCUACUUCAUUAACCAAAAGUCCUUUCCGUAAUAUAAAAUCAACAAGAUCAAUGUCAAGUCCUCCUAAUUCUCGUAAUAAUAAGUCAAAAAUUCACUAUGACGAAUCUUCUUUAAAUCAUUCAGAAGAAGAAACUACACCAAACCAAUCACUUAAUAAAAGUAUGCUUAAUCCAAACAAGGAACGCAAACUUAUUAAAGUUGACUUUUCUGCAAUAGCACAAUUAGUGAGUUCUGAUUCUGAAGAUGAUUUUGAGGAUGACGAAGAAGAUAACAAAUUUAAGAAUUCAACAGUAGAUAAUAAAGAUCAAUCAACAUAUUUGGGAAUUUCCAGUCAAGAAAAAGAAGAAAAACAUGGAAAAACCGAUAGCAUACUAAAUAAAAAUGUCCAUGCAAUGAGAAAACAACAACGAAGGCAUACAAUUGCUGAUCAAUCAUCAUUGUCAUUCUUCAAACCUAUGGGUUUAUGGAAACAAUCUCGUAGACAAUCUAUGUUCAAAAAUACUUUACCUACAAGUGAUUGUUUGACUUUGACUCUGCAAGAGCUAAUACAUAUUCGCAGUGUGCUUACAAAAGCAGAAAUUGAAAGUUUGCCAGUUGAAGGAAAUUUCAAAGAAGAUGUGGAAAAUAGAAAAGUUUGCUUCCUGUGUAUGAAAACUAGAUUUGGCAUUUUCGGUCCAUGGGGACAGGAAUGUAAAAUGUGUCAACGUACAGUGUGUUCAAAAUGUUGCACCAAGAUGCGUAUGCCCACUGAGCAUCUGUCUCAAAUACCAGUGGUUGCACUCAGUCCCAACGUAGCUACUUCCGAACAAAACUCCUGGUGGUCAAAGAGUAGUUGGGGUAGUGCUCCAUCAAGUCCUCAGAAAUCAUUGGCAGUUGGUGGUUCUGGUUCCCAUAACAGUAUGUCUGCUAGUUAUCAUGGUUCCUCAGCUGUUACACAAAACAUUACUCGUGCUAAAUAUAGCGCACAAAUGGCUGUGUGUUUGGACUGUAAAACAAUGGUACUUCAAGAAAUCAAAACAUCCAGAGUAAAUCGUUCAAAUUUACUUCGACAUUUAACACUUGACUUGUCAUCUGUUUAUUAG
This is a messenger RNA of Sipha flava (yellow sugarcane aphid), 2864 nucleotides long. RefSeq names its product protein spire homolog 1 (gene spir). The transcript has 15 exons. The record is from RefSeq and is a predicted model, not a curated record. Gene Ontology annotation, cellular component: cell cortex; cytoplasmic vesicle membrane. Lineage: Eukaryota; Metazoa; Arthropoda; Insecta; Hemiptera; Aphididae. Gene Ontology annotation, molecular function: actin binding. Gene Ontology annotation, biological process: actin nucleation; cleavage furrow formation; actin filament network formation. The coding region runs from base 645 to 2864 and encodes 739 amino acids.